AAAUAAAUAAAGCUUAGAACCAACGGGAAAACAUGCAUGCAAACACCGACGGAAAGAGCAAGAUGGCCCAAAACCCGCCCACAUCGCCCAACCUUACAUGCAAGGUCCGUCUCUUACUCUCCAUCCUCACCAUAGUCAUCGACGCCACUCGCCGCUCCAACGGCACUGUCAACCGCCGUCUUAUCAGCCUCUUCGACUUUAAAGCUUCGCAUUCAAACAAACCCAACGACCCUGUCAAAACCUCCGACGUAAUGGUGGACCCCUCUCGCAACCUCUGGUUCCGCCUCUACAUCCCUACCACCACCGACGUUGCCGCCAAACUACCACUCGUUAUCUACUUCCACGGUGGUGGAUUCGUGUUCUUUUCUGCCAACUCACAACCCUACAACGACCUCUGCAAACGCCUCGCCACCGAACUCCCCGCAGUAGUCACCUCAGUCAACUACCGCCAUGCGCCGGAGCAUCGGUAUCCCUCCCAAUACGAAGACGGCUUCGACGUCCUCAAAUUCAUUGACACAACAAGAAUUGAAGGCCUUGAUCUUAACAAGGUUGACAUCACCAGGUGUUUCCUCGCCGGAGACAGCGCUGGCGGCAACCUGGCCCACCACGUGGCAAUCAAGGCGAGUAACCAUGAGUUUUGCCAGAUGAGGGUGAUGGGACUAAUAGCGAUACAGCCAUUUUUUGGCGGGAAAGAAAGGACCGAAUCGGAAACAAGGCUUGCAAAAAAGGGCUUGGCGAUUACUUUGGAGCAGACUGACUGGUAUUGGAAGGCGUUUUUGCCGGAGGGGUCGGAUAGGGACCACGCGGUGGCGAACGUGUUCGGACCAGAAUCACGCUGUGUCUUGGGGGUGAAGUUUCCGGCGACGAUUGUUUUCGUGGGAGGUUUUGAUCCGUUAAAGGACUGGCAAAAGAUAUACUACCAGGGGUUGAUGAAGAACAGGAUACAAGCUUACUUGAUCGAGUACCCGAAUUCAUUUCAUGGAUUUUACGCGUUUCCUGAGCUCAAAGAGUCAUCUUUUUUUAUUAAGGAGGUGAAGGAUUUCAUUGACAAGCAAUCUACUUGUCAAUAAAGUUGUUCCUCUCUCUCUCUCUCUCUCUCUCUCUCUCUCUCUCUCUCUGAGAUACUUGAUUUUUUAGCAAACUAGAUCUUAAUCCUUGGUUGUGUUUGUUAUACAUCACUGGAAUACACACACACACACACACACACAAUCAUCAGUGUAUAAAACGGUGAUAUUAUUAGCUUCCUUUCGUCAUUUAUAUGAUCAUUCAUGUAUUAGGUUUAGUAAUUUUCCUUCUUAAUUUAAUGUUGUAUCGGUUAAAAUUUGACAUGUUUCUCGAAGUUACUCGUUGUAAUUUCAUUUCUAUGUUAAAAAAAAAAAGGGAUAUCAGACCUUUUCUCCACCCUGUACGCCUUUUUCAUGUUCUUUAUUUUUAUUUUUGUAACACAACUCUUUUCUCACGAGAAUAAUGACUU
Malus domestica (apple) is the source of this 1474-nucleotide messenger RNA. Its product is annotated as probable carboxylesterase 18. NCBI's taxonomy places the organism in Eukaryota, Viridiplantae, Streptophyta, Magnoliopsida, Rosales, Rosaceae. The record is from RefSeq and is a predicted model, not a curated record. Gene Ontology annotation, biological process: pollen tube growth. Gene Ontology annotation, molecular function: carboxylic ester hydrolase activity.